Plectropomus leopardus (leopard coralgrouper) is the source of this 1792-nucleotide messenger RNA. It is a transcript of the gene fbxo15, whose product is annotated as F-box protein 15. Gene Ontology annotation, cellular component: SCF ubiquitin ligase complex. The record is from RefSeq and is a predicted model, not a curated record. Gene Ontology annotation, molecular function: protein binding. NCBI's taxonomy places the organism in Eukaryota, Metazoa, Chordata, Actinopteri, Perciformes, Serranidae.
AAGAGUUCUUCUUUGAAAUGGUAAGACCACAAAAAAAGUAGAAAAAGUGCUAUUGGUCUAGCUAACUUAUUAAGUUUAUAUGUGACAGUUGUAUGCUAAUGUUACUCGACGGCCCGUGAGCAAAAACGCUACGAAACAAACGCAGUUCGACGCCCCAACUUCCUAACAAACACGUUACGUUGUAUCUGACUCAGCGGGGUCAAAACCAGGGAAACAAAUGGCGGCACCAACAGCAGUCACUUCCAGAGUGCGGACAGUGAGGACGUCCAGGUCCACAAGAGCUGACAAUUCAUCUCUGAACUUCCUGGAAAGACUCCCAUCUCACGUCCUGAUUAAAAUUCUGUCCUACCUGGAUGCCUCUGCCCUUCAUACCAUCGGCCACGUCAGUGAGCUCUUCUGUCAGCUUGCCGGUGAUAACACUCUGUGGAAGAAGAUAUACAUGGCAGAGUUUGGCAAGAAUAGAAAGCGGAAACCUAAAUGUGUAGAAGAGCUGAAGACAUCGAAAGUGGAGGUGCAGGAUCGAGCUGCGGGCUACUGGAAGAGGCUGCAUUUCAAGACUGUAGCCGAAUGUGACAUGGACAAGUGGAAAAGACAUCUCGGACUCAUCAGCCGUCACACUGGGCUGCCCGGCCAAACAGAGCGGGUCCUCAGGAAUUUGCACGUCACCUGGGAGCUGACGGUCUCUGAUAAGUCAGGGCGAGAGGUCACAUUCGAGCCGAGCUGGUCCCAGUUCUGCGAGACUUCUGUGACUCUGUGCUGGAGCGGAGGAGGCUGCUUGCCCAACUACCAGCAGAUUUCCGCCCUUCAACUGCACGGUGUCAGGAGGAUAGCCCUCAACUGCCCCGGCCUGAAGAAACCUGGCUGGAGGUCACUGAUGACCACAUUAAACAUGCAGGCUCUAACUGAAAGCACGCACAUCAUUGGCCAGGACAGACUGGUUGAAUUGAAGCUGCUGCAGCCUGGCAUCAUCAUCGGUGUCUGGAAGGACCAGGGCUCUGUCGCCUUUGUCAUGUUCACCCUCCACUUCCACAAGCUACUGGAAAGAAGCACACAGGGAUCUUCUGUUAGCCCCUACGUGGAGCCAAUGGACAAACCCCCUUUUGAUGACAUCGACCCUGAAUACGGUCUCCAUGGUUACCAACUACACAUUGUUCUCCACAACACUGUAUGCGAGAUCAUGUCCGGAAGCUUCUCCCAGCUCUUCUGCCGGAGAACGCAAAUCUGUGAUGGCCUAAUCCAGCUGACCGCCAUCAGCGGGACAAACCUGUCGCAGCACACACCUUUGUCUGGCAACAUCACCCUUUCCUGGAGGUGUGAGGCCCUGCAGGGUGCAGUCGAGAAUUGCUGCAUCAUGAGUCUUACUCUGCUGGACGAAUUUAAGAAACCCUUCUGGUGUGUCGGCUCUCCCGUUUCCUUGGAGCUGGAGAAGACAUCCGUCUUCUAUGACUAUGAUGGUGAGCACUUUCAGAUCCACUAUCAGGACUCAGAUGGUCAGGUGAAGAUGAAACUGGUAUGGAUGAAGGAACAGAAGCAGUUUGUCGUUAUCGGUUUAGUUGUCUGUGUGACUGUUUCCAAAGUCAACGAGCAUUUCAGUAGAGAUUACUGAACCUGCGGGUUUUCACGUUUUGAGGUUUUUAAUUAUUAAAGUUAGAUACUUAGAUUCUGCUUUUGAAUAUUUCGAUCAAACCUAUUAUAUCUAUGUGUGAAAGGAUGACAUGAUAUAAUAUCAGAACAGCUUAUUUAUAGGGGUAAUUGAGUGUGCCAUUAGAAUUAUUGACACCUUAUGUGGUAA